UCAUCUCUCAUCACUCCCAUCUCCACCCUUCAAUUCACCAACUCCACCACCUAACCCACCAUGAAGCUUCUCACCAAGGAAGAAGAGGAUGCCCACUACAGCUCCGUCGUUAAAGGCGGCAGUGUCGGUACCGCUCUCGGUCUCGUCGGCGGUGUCGCGGGUGUCAUGCUCGCCGCGCGCCGCUACCACACCAUCCGUAACCUCACGCUCCCCAUGAAGGCCUUCCUGGUGACCUCGUCGGGUACCUUCGUGGGUAUCAUUGCCGCAGACCACGCGUCGCGGUCCUUCGAAGCCGAACGCAACCAGCAGAUGCAAUGGUACGAGAACCGCGAGCAGCGGCUGCGCUCGGAGGAGCUGGCCCAGCUGACCAUGACGGACCGCGCGCUGCUCUGGGCCCGCCGCGAGAAGUACAAGAUCGUCAGCGCCACCUGGGUCGCCUCCAUGAUCGGCUCCUUCGUCCUCGUCGGCCGUAACCCCUACCUCUCGGGACAGCAGAAGAUCGUCCAGGCGCGUGUCUACGCCCAGGGUUUGACUCUGGCCGUGCUGGUCGCUUCGGCUGGGUUCGAGAUCUCCGACCAGCGCAGGGGCAAGGGCAUUCUGGAUGCCUCGAAGGAGCAGAAGAAGAAGCAGGCGGCAGUGGAGCAGGCCCAGCAGGAGGAGUCCGCUGAGAGUGGCGGCGACUUGUGGAAGGAUAUGGUUGCCGCCGAGGAGGAGCGGUUGAAGAAGAAGCAUGUGUCGCUGUACGAGAAGCACGGUGAGCAUGGCCACGCCGAUGCUAAGGAAUCCGCUCCUGCUCCUGCUUCUGCUCCUGCUCCCGCCAAGGAGGAGACUCAGUCGCCGGCUCCGGCCACUGAGGAAAAGAAAGAGAAUUAGACUUUCUGGCAUUUCUCUUCCGCAACUUCCUAUAUUCUCAGUGUCCGAUGGUGAAAACGGACAAUGUCCAACCCAACACCCUCUGGUUGAUGUUUAUUGUCUAAUUGCAGGGAAAAGUGCUCGCUUUCCACUUGGGAUAUAAACCGUGACAUUUACUUUUUUUCUUUCAUGUUUUGCGUGGCGAAAACGGCGUUCUAUUCUUUGGAUUGUACAGUUGGUACGGUAUAAGUACACUGGAUGUACGGUGGUGUACAUUUUGUAUAUGUCUAUGUCUUAGAUUUACUUUCUUCUCUCUUCUCAUCUCCUCGAUUGAAACUGAAUGACUUGUUGAUGAUUGACCCAUAGCGCUCGUUUCUGAUGCCUCUGGUUCAUAUUUUUUUAUUAUUUUAACCAGUGGUCCUUGAACACGCAUUCGUGAAGACUCCCCGAUAACUGCAUAUCAUUAUGCCAAUUAAG
Messenger RNA from Aspergillus steynii IBT 23096, 1329 nucleotides. Its product is annotated as HIG1 domain-containing protein. The transcript is spliced from 2 exons. The record is from RefSeq and is a predicted model, not a curated record. Lineage: Eukaryota; Fungi; Ascomycota; Eurotiomycetes; Eurotiales; Aspergillaceae. Gene Ontology annotation, biological process: mitochondrial respiratory chain complex IV assembly. Bases 61 to 873 code for a protein of 270 amino acids. Gene Ontology annotation, cellular component: mitochondrial inner membrane.